This is a messenger RNA of Eruca vesicaria subsp. sativa (arugula), 252 nucleotides long. NCBI's taxonomy places the organism in Eukaryota, Viridiplantae, Streptophyta, Magnoliopsida, Brassicales, Brassicaceae. The record is from the annotation of a GenBank genome assembly.
AUGAGGAUAAUGUGCAAGUUCAUUAUGGUGAUGUAUUUUAUAGCUUUGGUUGGAUCAAGAUCAGGAACCUCUGCGACGAGGCUACCAAUAUGGAGGAUGAAUAAAGAAGAUACUGGAAGAGACUUUGCUUUGCAGAACAAGCUCCAACGUGGUCCAGUUCCUCCUUCACAACCUUCUCCAUGCCACCAUAGACUAAGCCCUCUUUCUCAUUCGGAGGUUUAUUCUGCCCAAAACGAUGUUGCUUGCCCUUGA